CCGCCGCGCCCCACGCGCUCAGGCGGCUCCCGGCGUGCUGCGCGCGGAUGCGGCCAUGUUGAGGGGCAAUGUUCCACAGCAGCACGCAGCGCCGGCACUGGAUCUUCCAUGGCGAGGAGGAACUGGCGCGGCGCCGCGCUGAGGGGAACCGCCGGGCCCGAGCCAGGGCGGCGGCCAGCGGGAAGGUGCCGCAGGGCGACCCGGUGCUGCUGGAGCCGCAUGAGGAGCUGGCGCUAUGCAAGUACUACGAGAAGAGGCUGCUGGACUUCUGCGCCGCAUUCAAACCCGCGAUGCCGCGGUCCGUUGUGGGAACAGCUUGCAUGUAUUUCAAACGUUUUUACCUCAAUAACUCAGUGAUGGAGCAUCAUCCUCGGAUAAUAAUGCUAACAUGCACAUUUUUGGCCUGUAAAGUAGAUGAAUUUAAUGUAUCCAGUGCACAGUUUGUUGGUAACCUUCGAGAAAGUCCUGUUGGACAGGAAAAAGUUCUUGAACAAAUACUGGAAUAUGAACUGCUACUUAUUCAGCAACUGAACUUCCAUCUCAUCAUUCACAAUCCAUACAGGCCAUUUGAGGGAUUUCUAAUUGAUAUUAAGACUCGCUAUCCAGUGCUGGAAAAUCCUGAAGUUUUGAGGAAAACAGCUGAUGACUUCCUUAACCGAGUGGCUCUGACAGAUGCGUAUCUGCUCUUUACUCCCUCACAGAUUGCUCUCACUGCCAUAUUAUCUAGUGGCUCAAGAGCAGGAAUUAAUAUGGAAAGCUAUUUAUCAGAAAGUCUUAUGCUGAAAGAGGACAGAUCAAUCUUAUCCAGAUUACUAGAUGAAAUGAAAUGCAUGAAAAAUCUCAUUAAAAAAUAUGAACUGCCAAGGCCUGAAGAGAUUGCUGCUCUAAAACAGAAGUUAGAGAAGUGUCACAGCUUGGACCUCUCAUUUAAUACAAACCCGAAGAAGAGGAAAGGUUAUGAAGAUGAUGAAUAUGUCACAAAGAAAUGUAAAAUGGAUGAGUUCACACAUCACUGGGAAUGUGACAGGGUGUGCUAUUUUUGGCAAAAGCAAGAAGGAAGUGAUACUGGUGAGAGUUGUCAUGUUGGGCGUGCUGGAUCCAUGCAGAAUUCAGGCAUGUGUUUUGUGAUGGUACUGCAAUUUGUAGUGCUGGAAGGAUUCUUACUACAAGACCUGGUAUUGCUCUGCCUUUGAGCUGACCAGAAACCUACAGCAUUCCAAGACUCGAACCCUCUAAAUGAAGGGAAGAGCCAUCCAUUAGGAGCUUUUUUUUUAAUCUAAAUGAGAGAAAAUCAACAAAAUUCAGCAAAAUCUACUAUUACCUAUCAAGUUACUCAUUAAACCGAUGAUAAAUCAAUAAUGCUGUAAUUAAAACGGCAGAAUAAUCCAACACGUAUUUUCAAACCAACAGUUAGCCAAAACCUCAUGUAAAACCUGUCAUUUAAAGAAAUCUGAUGUAUCAUAAUAUACAGAAGUUGCUAUUUAAUCAGAAAAGGAUGACAUCUGGAACCUACCCAAAUGCCACACUUUUUAAGUAUUCUGAGAUGUCUUCUAGGGCGUUUCUAAAAGAUUAAUUCAGGAUGCUUACCAUAUUUUUUUCAUCUCACUUCUAAAAAUUAAUUAUUUCAUUUAAAAUACAUAUAUAUAAAACAUGAGAACCUAAUUCCUGUUACAACAAUCACACCCACAAAAUAGUCACGUGUUAUAAGGAUACAAUGACAGCAUUUCACUUUCAAACUAAAAUAUGUAGAAUGCACACAGUGAAGCUUUUGCCAGUGCUAACUGAAAUUCAUGCUAGUAUUACUUCUUUAAAGAAAAAUUACUUUCAAUAACUGAUCAAAACCAUGUAAUAAGUUAUAUAUAAAAACUUUUGGUUUAAAAA
Molecule: messenger RNA, 1881 nt
Organism: Passer domesticus (house sparrow)
Lineage: Eukaryota; Metazoa; Chordata; Aves; Passeriformes; Passeridae
Gene: CCNH
Product: cyclin H
Exons: 10
Coding region: 69-1193 (374 amino acids)
Biological process (GO): regulation of cyclin-dependent protein serine/threonine kinase activity; regulation of transcription by RNA polymerase II; DNA-templated transcription
Cellular component (GO): transcription factor TFIIK complex; nucleus
Molecular function (GO): cyclin-dependent protein serine/threonine kinase regulator activity
Source: RefSeq, a predicted model, not a curated record